This is a messenger RNA of Aspergillus wentii DTO 134E9, 1386 nucleotides long. RefSeq lists its product as uncharacterized. NCBI's taxonomy places the organism in Eukaryota, Fungi, Ascomycota, Eurotiomycetes, Eurotiales, Aspergillaceae. The record is from RefSeq and is a predicted model, not a curated record. Gene Ontology annotation, biological process: calcium import into the mitochondrion; mitochondrial calcium ion homeostasis. Gene Ontology annotation, molecular function: calcium channel activity; uniporter activity. The coding region runs from base 1 to 1386 and encodes 461 amino acids. The transcript is spliced from 3 exons. Gene Ontology annotation, cellular component: mitochondrial inner membrane; uniplex complex.
AUGCGACCCCUUAUUCGAGCCCAGCUGGGCGUAUCGGCAUCAGCCCGGAUACGUUUUUUCGGGACAGUCAGGUCUUAUAAUUCGGUUGUGUCGAGGUUGGCGUUUGGAGGGUUGGGGGUGAAUGCGUUGGCGAUUGGACGGAGGAGCUUUCAUCAAUUGAAUGGGUAUGCAAAGAGUGGGAAUGCCAAUGGAAGGCAGCAUGGCGAAAAGUAUCUGGAACGGCUCGAGGUGAAGGAUGGAAGGAAACAGAAGGAAGGAAAGGAGACGUCGGAUGCUAUGGAUCAGGGCAAAUUGUUGACGACGCCAUCGAGACUUUUUAAACUUUUGAUACCCUUGACUACUAUUGCUCAUGAUCCGCAUCAUAAAGACGUAGAACCGAUAGCGAUGCUGGUCCACCCCCAACAACCCCUCUCAUAUCUCGAACGGCUCAUUCAAUCCGAAAUCCCUCCAAUAGAAGGAAAAGAUGGGGAAUUCCGACCGCCCGUGGUGUCGUUUAUUGCCCUCCAACUGGAAGACGACUCCAUCAGACCCAAACGGCCACUGUACGAAGAGACCGACGCCGAAGUACGCAGGGUAGCGGAAGGAGGCGAAGGCGGCGCAGGGCUGGCCAGGGAGCGACGAGCCGACGAGGAAGAGGCGGAAACGUACAGCUACCUGCGACGGUCCGAGCCCGGGGACAGAAGCAAAGAGAAGCGAUUCGUGCGAUGGUCGCAGUCGACGGAAGUAGGCGACUUUAUCCGGGAUGCCGCUCGAGGACGGGAAUUCAUCGUGACCAUUGAAGGGGCGCCAGCAGGGCUGGGCCAGAUCCGAGUGGCGGUUCCGUCCUUUGAGGAGCGGACGUAUUUUCUGCGGAUGCGGCUGAGGAAGAUUUCGCAGAGGAUUCAGAGAAUUGCGGAUAUCAAGCAUGAGUGUGAUGCCUUGGCUCACCGUGGCGCCCAACGGGUGGCGAUUGGGGGGUUUGGGGUCCUUGCAUCCUGGUGGUUUCUGGUGUACAAACUGACCUUCGAGACUGAUCUGGGAUGGGACACGAUGGAACCAGUGACGUACCUGGCCAGUUUGUCGACGUUCAUGGGAGGUUACCUCUGGUUUCUCUACCACAACCGCGAAAUCUCGUAUCGAUCGGCGUUGGAUUUCACGAUCAAUGCGCGACAGAAGAAGCUUUACACGGCCAAGGGGGUGGACUUGCAUUUGUGGGAGUCUCUGAUUGUCGAAGGCAACGCACUACGGAAGGAGAUUAAAGGAAUUGCGGCCGAGUACGACGUGGACUGGGAUGAGAGAGCGGACGAGCAAGAUGAACGGGUGACCGAGGCAUUAAAGCAAGAACGACAUCAAAAAAACGGAUCUAAACAUGAGGAGGGCAAAGCUAAAGAUGCCAAUGAUGAUUGA